AUGGACACAAGCGACGGGUACAACACGAAUGUCGGCGAGAAAGGAAGCCAAAUGUCAGGUGGACAGAAACAACGUAUUGCUAUUGCUCGAGCGCUGGUACGAGACCCAGUGGUUUUGCUGCUCGAUGAGGCCACAUCCGCUCUUGAUUCGGAAAGUGAGCAUUUGGUACAAGAGGCGAUCUCGAAGAAUCUCAAAGGUCGCACGGUGGUUCUGAUCGCCCAUCGCCUUAGCACAGUUGAGAACGCGGACAAGAUCGUCGUAAUCAAUAAUGGUCGAGUUGAGCAGAUGGGAACACAUAAAGAGCUCAUCAAUCAAGAGGGCAUGUACAAAUUGCUCGUGCAGCGACAAAUGAUGGGAGGCGACAUGGACGAGGAAGAACCGGUAACUCCAGUGCCAGCCUCAGCUGUACCACCAAGAACUCGUCGCAUUUCCCGAGUCUCGCCUGGACAUAGCGUUUCGCAGUCCUUCCUUGGUACUUCAUUCACCAGCAACUAUUUAUAG
Ostertagia ostertagi is the source of this 501-nucleotide messenger RNA. NCBI's taxonomy places the organism in Eukaryota, Metazoa, Nematoda, Chromadorea, Rhabditida, Trichostrongylidae. The record is from the annotation of a GenBank genome assembly.